This is a messenger RNA of Pelecanus crispus (Dalmatian pelican), 2760 nucleotides long. It is a transcript of the gene EXTL3, whose product is annotated as exostosin like glycosyltransferase 3. Gene Ontology annotation, molecular function: glycosyltransferase activity. Gene Ontology annotation, cellular component: membrane. The record is from RefSeq and is a predicted model, not a curated record. Lineage: Eukaryota; Metazoa; Chordata; Aves; Pelecaniformes; Pelecanidae.
AUGACUGGAUAUACGAUGUUGCGGAAUGGGGGAGUGGGGAACGGAGGCCAGCCAUGGGUGUUGAGAUGGUCCAGUCGGAUCCGGCUCACCUGGCUUAGUUUCACCCUCUUCAUUAUCCUCGUCUUCUUUCCCCUCAUUGCCCACUACUACCUAACCACCAUCGAUGACGCGGACGAUGCCGGCAAGCGCAUCUUUGGCCCUCGGACCGGCAACGAGCUGUGCGAGGUAAAGCAUGUGCAAGACCUGUGCCGCAUCCGCGAGUCGGUCAGCGAGGAGCUGCUCCAGCUGGAGGCCAAGCGGCAGGAGCUCAACAGUGAGAUUGCCAAGCUCAACUUGAAGAUUGAGGCCUGCAAAAAGAGCAUUGAAAAUGCCAAGCAGGACCUGCUGCAGCUGAAGAACGUCAUCAGCCAGACCGAGCAUUCCUACAAAGAGCUGAUGGCUCAGAACCAGCCCAAGCUCUCCUUGCCCAUCCGGCUGCUGCCAGACAAAGAUGAUGCAACCUUUCCCCUGCCAAAAUCCAACCGGAACUGCAGGCUACACAACUGCUUUGACUACUCACGCUGCCCGCUGACAUCUGGCUUUCCAGUCUAUGUCUACAACAGUGACGAUUACCCUUUUGGUAGUUCCUUAGACCCUUUAAUUAAACAAGCCUUUGAGGCGACUGUCAGAACUAAUGUUUAUGUUACUGAAAAUGCAAAUAUUGCUUGUGUGUAUAUAAUUUUAGUGGGGGAAAUGCAAGAGCCCGUAAUGCCAAAACCUACUGAACUAGAGCAACAGUUGCACUCUUUGCCAUAUUGGAGGACUGAUGGACAUAACCAUCUCAUCAUCAACUUAUCAAGGAAAUCGGAAACUCAGAACUUCAUUUACAACAUCAGCACAGGGCGGGCCAUGAUUGCCCAGUCCACCUUUUACGAUGUGCAGUAUCGACCAGGGUUUGAUAUUGUGGUAUCACCUCUGGUCCAUGCUAUGUCUGAACCCAACUUCCUAGAAAUCCCGCCCCAGGUGCCAGUCAAGCGUAAAUAUUUGUUUAGUUUCCAGGGGGAGAAGAUCGAGUCUCUCAGAUCUAGCUUGCAAGAGGUUCGCUCUUUCGAAGAGGAAAUAGAAGGCAAUGCCCCAGCUGACUACGACGAUCGGAUCAUCACCACCUUGAAAGCUGUUCAGGACAGCAAGCUGGACUUUGUUUUGGUGGAGUUCACGUGUAAGAACCAGCCUAAGGCGAGUCUGCCCACUGAGUGGGCUCUGUGUGGAGAAAGGGAUGACAGACUAGAGCUACUGAAGCAAUCUACUUUUGCACUGAUAAUCACCCCAGGGGACACCCAUUUAGUGAUCUCCGCCGGGUGUACCAUGAGACUGUUUGAGGCUCUGGAAGUUGGAGCCAUCCCGGUGGUUCUCGGAGAGCAAGUUCAGCUACCCUAUAAUGAUGUGAUCCGGUGGAACGAGGCAGCCUUAAUCAUACCAAAGCCACGUAUCACAGAAGUGCACUUUCUUCUGAGAAGCAUUUCUGACAACGAUCUGCUUGCCAUGAGGAGGCAGGGCCGCUUCUUGUGGGAGACCUACUUCUCCACCUCUGACAACGUGUUCAGCACAGUCUUAGCUAUCAUAAGGACUCGAAUUCAAAUCCCAGCUGCUCCUAUCCGAGAAGAAACUGCCGUGGAGAUUCCCCACCGGUCUGGCAAAGCUGCUGGUACAGACCCAAAUAUGGCAGACAACGGUGACCUGGACUUGGGGCCUGUAGAAACAGAACCACCCUAUGCAUCUCCCAAAUAUCUCCGCAAUUUCACGCUCACUGCAAUGGACAUCUACAGGAGUUGGAAUUCUGCUCCAGGGCCUUUUCACCUCUUCCCCUACACUCCCUUUGACCCUGUUUUACCAUCAGAAGCAAAAUUUUUGGGGUCUGGGACUGGAUUUCGACCAAUUGGUGGAGGCGCAGGUGGCUCUGGGAAGGAGUUCCAGGCUGCUUUGGGUGGCAACGUCCCCCGGGAGCAGUUCACAGUAGUGAUGUUGACUUACGAGCGGGAGGAAGUGUUGAUGAACUCCCUAGAAAGGCUCAAUGGUCUCCCGUACUUAAAUAAAGUUGUGGUAGUGUGGAACUCUCCCAAACUUCCAUCUGAGGAUCUCUUGUGGCCAGACAUUGGUGUCCCAAUCAUGGUUGUCCGCACAGAGAAAAACAGCCUGAACAACCGGUUCCUGCCGUGGGAUGAGAUCGAGACGGAAGCCAUCCUAUCCAUCGACGACGAUGCUCACCUGCGCCACGACGAGAUCAUGUUUGGGUUCCGUGUCUGGAGAGAGGCAAGGGACCGCAUCGUUGGCUUUCCGGGGCGCUACCACGCGUGGGAUAUCCCCCAUCAGUCCUGGCUCUACAACUCCAACUACUCUUGCGAGCUCUCGAUGGUGCUCACUGGUGCUGCCUUCUUCCAUAAGUACUACGCCUACCUGUACUCCUACGUGAUGCCGCAAGCCAUCCGCGACAUGGUGGAUGAAUACAUCAACUGCGAGGACAUCGCCAUGAACUUCUUGGUCUCUCACCUGACGAGAAAACCUCCCAUAAAGGUGACCUCCCGCUGGACUUUCCGCUGCCCCGGGUGCCCCCAGGCGCUUUCGCACGACGACUCUCACUUCCAUGAGCGACACAAGUGCAUCAACUUCUUCGUCAAGGUGUACGGGUACAUGCCCCUCCUGUACACCCAGUUCCGCGUGGACUCGGUCCUCUUCAAGACCCGCCUGCCCCAUGACAAGACAAAAUGCUUCAAGUUCAUCUAG